Messenger RNA from Solanum verrucosum, 1296 nucleotides. RefSeq names its product acylsugar acyltransferase 3-like. The transcript has a single exon. The record is from RefSeq and is a predicted model, not a curated record. Lineage: Eukaryota; Viridiplantae; Streptophyta; Magnoliopsida; Solanales; Solanaceae. The coding region runs from base 1 to 1296 and encodes 431 amino acids.
AUGGCAGCAUCAAGGCUUUUAUCUUUUGGUGAAAAGAUUAUUAAGCCUAAUUGUCCUACCCCUUUUUCACUUGGGCGUUACAAUCUUUCUGUAAUUGAUCAAAUCAUGUUUCCAGUCUACAUGCCAAUUGCAGCGUUUUAUCCUUUCCCCUCAAAAACACCACAACAAGUAUCCAACAUUAUUGAAAAAUCACUAUCCAAAGUUUUGUCGUCUUACUAUCCAUUUGCUGGAACACUCAGAGAUAACACUUUCGUCGAUUGCAAUGACAGGGGAGCCAAAUUUAUGAACGUUCGAUACGAUUGUCCAAUGUCUGAGAUCGUCAAUCUUCCCGACAUUGGCCCUGAAUAUCUACCCUUUCCUAAAGGUGUACCUUGGGGUCGAACUUCAGACGAGAAAAGUUUACUUUUUGUUCAAUUAAGCCAUUUUAAUUGCGGCGGAUUAGCUAUAAGUGCUAGCCUAUCACACAAAAUUGCUGAUGGAUGCACACUCGCCAAUUUUAUUAGUGAUUGGGCUUCUAUAGCUUGUGAUCACAACGCGAAUAUACCGUCCCUUCAAAUGAUCGGAUCGUCCAUUUUUUCAUCAUUCACUAACAUGUCAUCCACUGAAAGUCACAUGGAUACUGUGGUUGAUGAAAUUGACAAUCAACCCCUUAGUAGAAAAAGGUAUGUAUUUUUCAAUUCUAAACUCGAGAAGCUGAAAACUCAAGUGGAAUCAGAAACAGGGGUGCAAAAUCCAACCCGACUUGAAGUGUUGUCCGCACUAAUUUACAAGUGUGCUGCAACAGCAGCUCGAGCAAACUCGAGCUCCUUUAAACCAUCCAUGUUAGUACUAGCUGUGAAUGUACGUCCAAUAUUGGAUCCACCACUACCAACACGGGCAAUAGGGAAUAUUCUUACUAUGAUCAAAGUGACAGCAAUGAGUGAGGAUGAAAUGACAAUUGCCAAAGUGGUUCGCGAGAUAAGAAAAGCUAAAGAUGAAUUGAAGAAGGAGGACCAAGUGAAGGAAAGCAAGGUGAUGUCGCUUUGGUCUGAGUUGUCAUCGAUGGGUAAUGAAUUUGAAUUGUAUAGAAGUACCAGUGUUUGCAAUUACCCAUUGAAUAACUUGGAUUUUGGAUGGGGAAAGCCAAACAUGGUAACAAUUCCAGUAAUUGGGAUUGGAAACAGCUUCAUUUUUAUGGAUAAUCAAAGUGGAGAUGGGAUUGAGGCAAUUGUUGCAUUACCAGAAAAAAACGUGACUCGAUUUGAGAAUAGCAAAGAGCUCCUCGAGUUUGCUUCUCCAAUUGCUAAUCUUAAUUAA